CACCCCCACCCCAAAUCAAAUUCAAAUUCUCUCUCAAACCCAAAAAACCAAGCCCCAGGAAAAACAUUCCCAUCCCAUCCCCUAAAAAGAAAAACAAGUUAGGGUUUUUGGGGUUGGUUGGUGUUUUUAGUUUUCCAUCGAAUUCAUUUUCCCCAAUGUCACAACUUUCCCGCAGUAGUGGUAGUCUUGAUGACACACCUUCCACCCCUGGAAAGUUCAAACCGGACAAACCCUCGCCGUACAUUCACCGCCUCCGCUUCCACAACUUGUCCAAAUUCACUUUCUACUCCGCUUUCUUCUUAGCCAUCCUCUGCUUCUUUUUCCUUCUCUCUUCUCCUUCUGGCUCCAACCCCCGCCGAUCUCUCGGCUCCUAUGGCGGCUCCGACUGGGAGCGCCACGUCACUCGCUCGGCUCGCCGCCGCUCCGACUCCGGCAUGACCGUCCUCGUCACCGGCGCCGCCGGCUUCGUCGGGACCCACGUCUCCAUGGCCCUGAAGCGACGAGGCGACGGGGUUUUGGGUCUCGACAACUUCAACCUCUACUACGAACCCACCCUCAAGCGCAAUCGCCAGAAGGAGCUCCAAAAGAAUGGCGUUUUCAUCGUCGAGGGAGACUUAAACGACAAGCCGUUGUUGCAUAAGCUCUUCGAUGUCGUUGCGUUCACACACGUCAUGCACCUCGCAGCGCAAGCUGGUGUUCGCUACGCUAUGCAGAACCCGAGCUCUUAUAUCCAUAGCAACAUCGCUGGGCUCGUUAAUCUUCUCGAAGUUUGCAAAUCAGCGAACCCACAACCUUCAAUUGUCUGGGCUUCCUCGAGUUCUGUCUAUGGAUUGAAUUCUAAGGUACCCUUUUCAGAAAAAGACCGGACCGAUCAACCUGCGAGUCUCUACGCAGCAACGAAAAAGGCCGGUGAGGAAAUUGCUCAUACUUAUAAUCAUAUAUACGGUCUUUCUAUUACAGGGUUAAGGUUUUUCACUGUGUAUGGACCUUGGGGUCGACCGGACAUGGCGUAUUUCUUUUUUACUAGAGAUAUUCUUAAAGGGAAAGUGAUUAAGAUAUAUGAGACUGCGGAUCAUGGUAGUGUGGCGAGAGAUUUUACAUACAUUGAUGAUGUUGUGAAGGGUUGUUUGGCUGCGCUGGAUACGGCGAAGAAGAGUACUGGAAGUGGUGGGAAGAAGAAGGGUCCUGCGCAAUUUAGGAUUUUUAAUUUGGGGAAUACGGCACCAGUGCCGGUGAGUGAGCUUGUGAAUAUAUUGGAGAAGCUUUUGAAGGUGAAGGCUAAGAGGUUGGUGUUGCCGAUGCCGAGAAAUGGGGAUGUGAAGUUUACGCACGCAAAUAUAAGUUUGGCGCAUCGGGAGCUUGGGUAUAGGCCCACUACUGAUUUGGAGACAGGGCUGAAGAAGUUUGUGAAGUGGUAUUUUAAAUAUUACAAGGAGGAGAAGAAGAAGAUUAGUGCCUGGUGAAGUUUCUCAAUUUUUAUUUGAACGUGUUUCACUCAUUUUGAUAACUUUGUGCUCAUUGGCAUUUGUCAUUAUCGUGAUACUGUCAUAUGAGAGAGAAUGAUGUCCUGUGAUUGAGAGGCAUUUUGUUGCAGGGCAGAGUAUAAGAAACUUAUGUUUUUUUUUUUUUUCCCACAUGUUGCUGCUUUUAUUUAGGGUGUUUCUUUUAGUUUAGGUGUUGUACAGUCCAUGACUGAUAGAUCACAGAGGUAUUCUGAUUGACGGGUUUCAUUUUAUCAUCUUGAUAUUGAAAUAAAAUAGCAUUUGUUUGCAAUGGA
Quercus lobata is the source of this 1777-nucleotide messenger RNA. Its product is annotated as UDP-glucuronate 4-epimerase 4-like. The transcript has a single exon. The coding region runs from base 156 to 1463 and encodes 435 amino acids. NCBI's taxonomy places the organism in Eukaryota, Viridiplantae, Streptophyta, Magnoliopsida, Fagales, Fagaceae. The record is from RefSeq and is a predicted model, not a curated record.